This is a messenger RNA of Talpa occidentalis (Iberian mole), 4546 nucleotides long. RefSeq names its product centrosomal protein 89 (gene CEP89). Lineage: Eukaryota; Metazoa; Chordata; Mammalia; Eulipotyphla; Talpidae. The record is from RefSeq and is a predicted model, not a curated record. Gene Ontology annotation, biological process: cilium assembly; mitochondrion organization; chemical synaptic transmission. Gene Ontology annotation, cellular component: centriole; ciliary transition fiber. The transcript is spliced from 19 exons. The coding region runs from base 149 to 2524 and encodes 791 amino acids.
UUGCAAAGUCUUCCGCCUAAAAAUGGCGUCCGGGGCUAGGCCCUUGGGAGGUGACGGGUUUAGGGAGAGGUCCCUAGUUCUGUUGAUUUCAGCUUGUUAGUCCAGCCCGAGUUUAACCAGCCCCUCCCCACCCCCACCCGCAGCAAGGAUGCUCCUGGGAUUCCGGAGAGGCCGUAAGAGUCAGUUUAAACAUAUCGCCCAUGGCCUUAUUCCUGCAGCCAGCAUCGCCCCGAAGCCAGCUGUGCCCCGCACACCACCUCCCCGCAGCCCUAAUCCCUCUCCAGAGAGACCAAGAUCAGCUCUGGCUGCAGCCAUUCUGGCAACAACACUGACUGGCCGGACUGUCGCCAUUCCCCAGCCUCGCCAAAGGUCCCUGUCCGAGAGUGACACGACCUUCGUCGACAAGGACAGUUUCAUCGAGCCCUAUGCCACCAUCUCGGAGCUGCGACCUCAACCGAAUUGGCAGAGCAAGGCAGGAAGAAGAAACUCUUUGCCAUCCUUUGAGACACUGGGCUACAGGGAGGAGGAGGACUCCGAUACACACCUGUCUUCCAGCUACAAGGACUUGGGGACUGUCAGUGCCCGCAAAGAAGAGGGAGCACUCCCCGAUGCCGUGUACACCUUGUCACACAGGAAUCAGAAGUUUCCAUUGUUACACGGAGCAGACAGUGAAGAUGAGGAAGAAGUUUCAGAGCAAGAUGGGCCUCCAGAUUCAUCUCAUACAUUACUACGCACACAAGAAAAAGAUGAUAAACGUGCUCUGAGUUCAAAGGAUGCCAGGCCACCGUUACGUGACAAACCUCCGCCCUCCCCAGAUUUAACUGGGAGAACACGUCAAAGAUGUAUGGAAAUAACCAAAGAAAAGUUCCAGCAAUUAAAAGAAGAAAAUUUGCACUUACGCAACACAAAUCAAUCCCUUACUCUUGAACUUAACGUAAUAAAACAAGCGAUGAAAGAGCUACAAUCAAAACUGAAGAAAACAGAAAAAGAAAAAGGGAGGCUGAAAGAAGCUGAGAAAACAUCUUCUCAAGAAGCUGAUGCACCUGAGUUACUUUAUCUAAGAAAACAAGCCCAACAACUGGUGGAUGAAAACGACGAGUUGAAAAUGACCGUCCAUCGUUUGAAUGUGGAAUUGAGUAGAUACCAAACAAAAUUCAGGCAUUUAUCCAAGGAAGAGUGUUUAAAUAUGGAUGGCCUCCCAUCAAAAGGCCCUACACCACCCUGGUUGCUGGAUAUGAAGUACCUGUCACCCUUGUUGCUGGCUUAUGAAGACAGAAUGAAGGAGAAGGACGAGCUCAAUGCCACCCUCCAGGAGGAAAUGAGAAUGUUUAAGAUGCGAGUCCAAGAGGUGGUAAAGGAAAAUGAAGAAUUACACCAAGAGUUAAAUAAGAGCAGUCCAGUUACCAGUGAGGAAUGGCGGCAACUUCAGACUCAGGCAGAGCUGGUUUUAGAGGAAAACAAAUUGCUGAUGGAGCAGUUGGAGAUUCAGAAAAAAAAAGUCAAGGGCACCCACCAGGAGCGUCUCCAGGAAGUUUCCAAAUUGACCAAACAACUAAUCCUUCUGGAGACUAAAACACAGAACCAAGAAAAGGAGCUGAGUGGGAACAAGGAGCAGUUGGAAACGUUACGUACCAAAUGCCAAGAACUAAAGAUACAGUUGGAUGGCAAAAUAUCAAUGGAAGUUCAUACUUCAAUUGUAAAUGAUUUAAAAAGUCGUUUGCAGAAGGAAGAAGAGAAAGAACGUGCUGAGAUGGAAGAGCUGAUGGAAAAGUUGGCAGUCCUGCAAAUGCAGAGAAAGAGCCUGCAGUUAGAGAAGAACAGUCUGACAGCGAAGAACAGGGCACUGGAAGCCGAACUUGAGAAGAGACAGAAAAAAGACAGGAGAUCGCAAAAAAAGAUCGAUGUCCUCAAAAAGCAGGUGGAAAAGGCCAUGCAGAACGAAAUGUCAGCUCGCCAGUACCUCGCCAACCUCGUUGGCCUGACAGAGACCGUGACCCAGGAACGCGACAAUCUUAUGUGCUUGGCUAAAUGUUUGGAAAGUGAGAAGCAUGGAGUUCUCAACAAAAUCAUAGAAGGCAACAUUCGCUUGGGAAGAUUAGAGGAAAAAGUUAAGGGCUACAAGAAGCAGGCGGCCAUGAAGGUGGGUGACAUCAGUCACCGGCUGACAGAGCAGCAGGAGGACUUUGAGAGCAGGACGGCUCAGUACCUGCAGGAGAUGCGGCACCUGCACAGGAUGCUGCAGGACAAGCAGCAGGUCCUGGACCAGGCGCUGCGGCAGAACAGAGAAAUGGAAGGUGAGCUUGAGGUCGUUUGGGAGUCAACCUCCAAGGAAAACCAAAGAAUCCGAGAACUUCUGAGGGCCACGCUGGAGAGGAGGGGAGUGCACGAUAGCACCAGAGUGUUCCAGGAGCCAGGUCUCAACGGCCUCUCCCAGGGAGACGCCCUGGAGGGCUGCGCCUUCAGCUACUGUGACUUGAAGCCGCCCCCCACCCCCGACCAGGGCCUGCGGGAGCCGCUGGGCUAGGCCCGGGGCCUGAGAGGCCUGCCUUCCUCAGGACGGAGGAGAGCCAGCUCCCACCUACCGCCACAGCGCAAGGAAGAAAUAAAUUGCCUCAGAAAUGACUUCUAUUUUUUAGAUUUUGCUUUACUUUAACAAUGUGCUCCUGUGUUUUUCCAGCCAAGGCUUCUUUUCUGGCUGCGUGGCCCAUGAGGUGGGUGUGUGGGACCAUGCAUCUGGCUGACAGGGUCUCAGCACCUAGCUCUGCCACUGGGAAGGCGCGAGAAGGAUCAGUUGGCGGGAAGGAGCACCAUCCUGUGUUAGGUGGAUGAGUUUAACUGGAUGAGCCCUCAGAUGGCGUGGCAGGGAUGAGAUCUGUGCAUUAGCUCUGGGUGGAAUUGUUGUUUGGUGAGAAGUGAGGCUGAACCCGGGCCUGGUGACUUGUUCCAAGCCUGCGUGCCUCUCCCCAGGCCUUCUCUGUCCUCCCGGGAAGGUAGUUUCUCUGGGACCAGUAGCCACCCUCCCAGAUUGAGGGCCCUGACUUUGAGCCCAAGGUGGGGGCCCCACCUCCCUGUCACCUCUGGAAAGGAUGCCAGGGGCUGUGUUUCUGCUGCACUCUGUACCUCCUCUUCGGUAGAUCAUCCAGCCUCUUACACCAUUUCACUGGACUUCCUGACAGUAGUGCCAGCUGUCUAGGUCCACUGUCCUGGCGUGCUGGAAGAACGUGGGAACACCAGGCCACAGAGGACCUAAACAUUGGGACAGAAGGGUUAGAAUCCCGAGACAUUGUUUUAUAAAACCCCCCUCCCAGCUAAGGCCUGCAGAAGUUCAUGUGUGCAAAUAGGCCCCAGCACUGGACCCUGGUCAUGCAUCAAAGUUAUACACUUGCUCUUUGAUUGCUGGGUGGGGAAUUGAAAUAGAAAAUCAUACUUCUUUUACAUUUUAUUAAAUGUGCCCAACAGUAAAUGUAUUUUCUUCUUACCAGGACUAGAAAGAUCCACCAGGAUUUAAAACUCUGUAUCAUAUCCCUUGGAGAUGACCUAACAAUUCACCUUGGGUGCUGUGGCAAGGGAGUUCAUGCCAGCUGCCCAAUUCCCUGCAGACAGUGUGAAAAGGGGCACAGCCCUGAGUUUCAUCUUCUAGAUAUGUCCAGAGGUGGAAUCAGAGGUAGCUUGUCCAUGGGAACACUCCCCUAAAGAACCACCUUUGUUACCCCUUUUUCCUGCCUAUUAUGAGAGUAUUUGAUUCCCUUGAGAAGUGGACAUUGUGGGUGACCCUGGCCUGCAUCCUGGCCAGGGAGGGGUAGGGAUCGCGCAGGCUUUGAUUUGCCUGCCUCCUGCUGCUGCUCAGAAAUGGGCGGAUAAGCAUAAGAGUCCAGGGUGCAAAGGGCAGGGGGAAGCUGAGAGGCACAGAGACCAGACUCGGGAUGCUUAGUGAAGGCACAGGAAUGCCCUGGACCUUGCAGAUAGAUGCCUGGGGCUUCUGCAGAACGACAGAAGUUGGGGUGGGCAAAGUGGCCAGACUGUCUGAAAACAGCUGGGGCUGCUGGGAGAGGGCUUCAUCCUCCCCGAGGGUGCCGUUCCCCUUCACCCUGCAGGCUUCCAGGCUGAGCAGUGCCCAGCUCCAUUCUUUCCUGAUCCUGGCGAGUCUUUAGAUGGUGCUGGGGAAGUCCUUGCAGAUUAGAAGUAACCUAGGCAAACAGUUAAAAACGUGACCCAGGAACUCGAGUGAAUCCUGUAGUCUUUGAUCUCAUUUAAAAGCAGCCCUGGGGGGGCCUCCCCGGUGGCGCAGCGGUUGAGCGCUGGGUUGCGAAGCUGCCCGCGGCCUCAGGGGCGCCGGUUCGAUCCCCGGCUGCUCCCCGGCCCCCGGAGGAGGGUCCCACAUGGCGCGCAGACCUCUCCUGCCGCCCGCUGCUCCCCUCACCAUGUGCUUUGUCAGUCUGCCUGUUCUGCUCCCCGCUCUGGCUCUGGUGAAUUCUCUCACCCUCCCGCGCUUCUGACUGUACCCAGUGCUUGUAUAAACAAAACAAACAAACAAAUAAAUAAAACA